GAGAGCAUUGGAUAGAGGUCGUCUUCCCUACCCUUUUUUAUUACCAUUUUUACAAACGCUUUCCUUAUCUCUGGCUUUUCCGCCAUUGUUGCUGCCGGAGGAGGACCAGCCGCCUUCCCCAUUCUUCCUCAACCCUAAUUCUUCAUAAUCCAUCUCCUCAAAUACCUGUUAAGAUAAGAUUCCAUUUCUAUCCACAAUUUUUCUAGAAGUUUCUUUUCACAUACGCCAUUGUUGUGCUCACUUCGAAGCUCACUGUUGAGGAGGAGUUUGGUUUUGGAUAUCAUCUAAUCUCUUAUUUUCAUGGUGUUCAUCCAUGGCGGAUUGUUCUUUUCUUUUUUUCUGUGAGUGGCUCUUUCUUCUUCUUCCUCCUCCUGUCUCGAUUCGGUUUCUUCUCAGUCGAUUGAAGCUUGAAGUUUCUGUGAUUUUAGUUUUCACCAGGUAAUUGAUGGUCGGAAGAUUGAGGAUGAACCAUUGCGUUCCUGAUUUUGAAAUGGCCGACGAUUUCUCUCUCCCGACAUUCUCUAAUUUAACCAGGCCGAGAAAAUCGUCUCUGCCGGAUGAUGACGUGGUGGAGCUGCUAUGGCAGAACGGUCAAGUGGUGACACAUAGCCAGAACCAGAGGACGGUCCGUAAAUCUCCGCCGUCCAAAUUCGAUGGUUCGAUUCCGCAAGAUCAGGCGGCGGUGAGAGAGAUCCGGCCGUCGGCUCAUUUGGAGGAACCUCAUGAACUCUUUAUGCAAGAAGAUGAAAUGGCCGCUUGGCUCAACUAUCCUCUCGUUGAGGAUCAUAAUUUCUGCUCCGACCUCCUCUUUCCCGCCAUCUCUGUUCCUCUUUGCGCCAAUCCUCAACCGGAGCUCCGACCGUCUACAACAGCGACGGUCACUCUCACACCGCGGCCACCGAUUCCUCCCAGCCGGAUUCCUGAAGCGCAGACUUCUAUGCAGUCCUCGAGGAACAAAGCAACGGGCGAAUCGGAGCCAUUGAAUUCGAAGGUCAUGGUGCGGGAAUCGACGAUGGUUGAUUCUUGUGACACGCCGUCUGUGGGGCCGGAUUCUAGGGCUUCGGAGAUGGUGAGGAGGAAGCUUGUGGAGGUGGUGAGUUGUGGUGAUGUGCGGUACGAGACCUCUCGCGGCAACGGUGGAAUCGGAGGUUCGUCGGUCGGUGGCGAUGGCAUUGGGGACAAAGAGAUGACGACUUGUGAAAUAACUAUCACUUCGUCUCCCGGCGACUCUAGCGCCAGCGCCGAGCCCCCUUGUCCGAAACUUGCUGCCGAUGACCGGAAGCGAAAGGGAAGAGCUCUCGAUGACACUGAGUGCCAAAGCGAUGAUGUUGACUACGAAUCUGCUGAUCUGAAGAGGCAAAUGCAGGGGUCGACAUCGACAAAGCGAUCUCGUGCCGCCGAGGUUCACAACCUCUCGGAGAGGAGACGUCGGGAUCGGAUAAACGAGAAGAUGAAGGCUUUACAGGAACUCAUACCUCGAUGCAACAAGACUGAUAAGGCUUCGAUGUUGGAUGAAGCGAUCGAGUACUUGAAGACUCUUCAGUUGCAAGUGCAGAUGAUGUCGAUGGGAUGUGGAAUGAUGCCGAUGAUGUUCCCGGGCGUUCAGCAAUACUUGCCACAGCCAAUGGGGAUGGGAAUGGGGAUGGGGAUGGGGAUGGGAAUGGAAAUGGGCAUGAAUAGACCAAUGAUGCAAUUUCAUAAUCUCCUUGCUGGUUCAAACUUGCCAAUGCAAGCUGGAGCGGCCGCAGCAGCAGCAGCAGCUCAUAUGGGCCCGAGAUUCCCUCUCCCUCCCUUCGCAAUGUCUCCUGUUCCCGACAGCGAUCAAUCUCGAGCUCAAGCGACGAAUAAUCAACUCAAUCCAAUGGCUAACUCAGUUGGAACACAAAAUGCAACCCCACCUUCAGUUUCGGGUUUUCCCGAUUCAUAUCAGCAGUUUCUUAGCUCGAACCAGAUGCCAUUCCAUAUGGCACAGCCUCUGCAGAAUCAUCAGCCAGUUCAGCCGAAUACGAUCCGGCCAGGUACGAGUCGGGUUCCUGAAAACCACGAAAAUCAUCAAUCUGGUUAAUAUUUUGAAUGCAUGGACUCAAGAAACACUUUCUGGGCAAGUUUUGGUGCAUGUUACAGCGUCGAAAGCUUUGAACAUGCCCGUCCGCUGCUUGCUAAUACGAUAUAUAUUCGCAAAUAACAUGUAACAACCAACCACGUCCCUGUAAAUAAAAAUCUAUACCCCUUUUGCAUUUUGGAUCUUGUUUUGAUCAUUCAUGGCAUCCUAGUCUUUUUCCUGAAUUGUGAUUCUGUUAGAUUGUGAUAGAAAGAAAGUAGAGAAUUUCUUUUUACACGAAACUAUUGGUUUGCAUUUGGUCGGGUCGGGUCCAGGAUGCUGAUGCUGAUGCUGAUAGAUCCAACUUGAUGUGGUUGUUAUUGUCGUCGGGGUGGUCGAAGUAUUCCAAACUCGAGAGCCAUUUCCAUGUUUCCUCCUGGACCAUGGUUCCCACUGCAUGAUAUUCAAGAUUCUUUUCCUCCAUCAUAAUAGAACUUGUUUCAUAGCCAUUUCCACUUGCAUUUGGAAUAUGAACUCUGAACUUGUUUCAAGCUUCUGUGCUUUUUCCACUGAAUUUUUCAAUGUUGUCUGAAAGUGGAAGAUGAGCAAAUUCACUGUAAAGAUUAGGUCUUCUGUAGGAGAUGUAAGUGUGAACUAGGGUCAUUUUUGGUAUAUUUACAUUUUUUGUUAUUUGGGAAUAGUUUUUGGUAUGGAACCAUUGAAGGUGACAUUUUUCAUAUGCAAUAAAAAUUCUUAACUUUUUUAUUU
This is a messenger RNA of Cucurbita maxima (winter squash), 2809 nucleotides long. Its product is annotated as transcription factor PIF1-like. Gene Ontology annotation, biological process: regulation of DNA-templated transcription. Gene Ontology annotation, molecular function: DNA-binding transcription factor activity; protein dimerization activity. NCBI's taxonomy places the organism in Eukaryota, Viridiplantae, Streptophyta, Magnoliopsida, Cucurbitales, Cucurbitaceae. Bases 446 to 2065 code for a protein of 539 amino acids. The record is from RefSeq and is a predicted model, not a curated record. The transcript has 8 exons.